GCAGGGCCAACCGGGAGACCCAGACGCAGGCAGCGACCCAGCCGCCGCCGCUCCGCGCCCGGCCGCCCGCCCGCAGCAUCCCCCGAUGGCCGCCCGCCUGACCUGCUGCCUCCUGCUGUGGGCCCUGGGCCACGGGGGCUGCCGCUCGCCUGCGGGGGAGGGCGCCGGCAGCCCGCCCGCCUGCCCCGUCCGGCCGCCGGCCGACCCCGACUCGUCCGCCCCGGGCCGCGACCCCCGCGGCGGCUCUUCGCCGCCCCCUGGGCUGGGCAGCGUCGCUCAGGACAUGGUAGCUGUCCACAUGCUUAAGCUCUACGAGAAGUACAACCGGGAAGGGAGCCGGCCCGGCGACGGCAACACGGUCCGCAGCUUCAAAGCCAGGCCGGAAUUCUUGGCCCAGAAGCCCUUGUACUGCUUCAAUCUGACAUCCAUGCAGGAUUCAGAAAUGAUCCUUGCUGCCACUUUUCACUUCUACGCUGACAAACGCCCUCGGCACCGGGAAGUGUUUUGUAAACGGUCCAAGAACUCAUCCUGCCGCCUCCUUCACCUGCCUCCAGUCCUACGGCUCAACCUAGUUUUCCAAAGCAUUCACCAGAAUUCUGCCUAUGGACUAGUGAAAGGGAACAUCACUGUGCUUCUUCAAAGGCGAGGGGCUUGGCAUGCAAAGGACAUUUCACACAUCGUAAAAGAAUCAAAACGAGCUGGAGAGCUCAUUCUCUGUGCCGAGCUUGAUUCUGGGGAGAAACACCAGGGCUUCCCUGAACAGGUUGCGAGCCAUUUACCUUAUAUACUAGUUUAUGCCAAUGAUCUUGCAAUCUCUGAACCUAACAGUGUGGCAGGCACCCUACAGCGUUAUGAUCCAUUCCCUCCCAAUGACGGGGACCCAAAUCUAUCCCCUAAUGCUUCUACUGAUACUCGAGUUAGGAGGGAUACGUACCUUGCUAGCUCUAUUCAGAACAACGAGUUGCCAGAAGUAGAUUACAACAAUAAUAAAUACAACAAACAUGACAUAUGGGAGAAUGCCUACAGAUCCUUGAAACCAAAAGCCUCACGCAAAGAUCGAAGGAGAAAAGGACAAGAAAAUACAGAAACACUUAAAAAGUCUCAAGUCCUGAAUUUUGAUGAGAAAACAAUGAAGAAAGCAAGGCGAAAACAAUGGAAUGAGCCAAGGAUUUGUUCAAGAAGAUACAUGAAAGUUGACUUUGCUGAUAUUGGCUGGAAUGAAUGGAUCAUAUCUCCCAAAUCAUUUGAUGCCUACUACUGUGCAGGUGCAUGUGAAUUUCCAAUGCCCAAGAUUGUCCGGCCAUCAAACCAUGCUACAAUUCAGAGCAUCGUAAAAGCAGUAGGAAUCAUUCCUGGCAUCCCAGAACCUUGCUGUGUUCCUGACAAAAUGAGCUCACUCAGUGUCCUGUUCUUAGAUGAGAACAAAAAUGUUGUUUUGAAGGUAUAUCCCAACAUGUCAGUUGAAACUUGUGCCUGCCGAUAAGUUCAUACAAACACACCUUUAACAAGGCCCAUAAAUCCUGCCUGACUGCUCUGGGAAGUUAUAAAGGAGAAAUGAUUCCACUUGUGUUGAUGAACCAAUGCAAGUCUCCAAUUCCUCUACAGAAAGCACACCGAGAAAAUAAAAGAAUGCACGUCCUCGCCUCGAAGGAUAGGACAUAAUUUGUCUUUCAUAUUCGUCUUCCAGGAAUUCAGUACUUCUACAGAUACCUUCCUAACCCUCCUAGCCAAGAUACCUGGUGUUUAGAGAGAAAUUUAAGUGUAAAAUUUUCCAUAAUCAAAGGACUAGAAUAUGUUUUUAUAUGUUAUUUUCUGACUAUUUUAUCUCUUCAGUUAACCAAGAAGAUGAGAAGUGAACUUGCAAAGGCAGGCUUAUUUUAGAAUAUCACUUUUGUACACAAAUCAAAAAUUUUUGUCUAAAACACUCAUACUCUUAAUAUGCAUAUUUAUGCUGAAAAAUGCUGUAAUAAAGGGCUUAAAAUGUAUAUUUUCUUCAGGAUGGAAGUAUAGUUCACUGCAUAAGUUCUCAUAUAAACAAUAUGUUAAUAUAGUAAUUUUUGGUUACCCUUCCUUAAUAUAUUUGUUCU
Hirundo rustica (Barn swallow) is the source of this 2087-nucleotide messenger RNA. RefSeq names its product growth differentiation factor 10 (gene GDF10). Gene Ontology annotation, molecular function: cytokine activity; growth factor activity. The record is from RefSeq and is a predicted model, not a curated record. Gene Ontology annotation, cellular component: extracellular region. Bases 86 to 1483 code for a protein of 465 amino acids. Gene Ontology annotation, biological process: BMP signaling pathway; osteoblast differentiation; SMAD protein signal transduction. The transcript is spliced from 3 exons. Lineage: Eukaryota; Metazoa; Chordata; Aves; Passeriformes; Hirundinidae.